CAGUCCUUUAUUGGGGAGGUCAUUGGCACAAAAAUGCAAAAGACGAUCAAGGUCAGAGUAGCCAAGACGAGGAUACAUCCUGUGGUGCAGAAGCCUGUCGUAAUUCACAAAAACUUCCUAGCGCACGACGAAGAAUCCACAUGUGUCGUUGGCGACGUUGUCCGGAUAGAUUCGUGCAAUAAGCUCAGCAGACGCAAGUUCUUCACCCUGGGCGAGAUUGUGAAGCCCGCCGCUAGAUAUGUUGAUGAGGAAGGUGUACUGCACACGCAGAAGGCG
This is a messenger RNA of Fimicolochytrium jonesii, 276 nucleotides long. RefSeq lists its product as uncharacterized. The record is from RefSeq and is a predicted model, not a curated record. The annotation marks the transcript as partial. Lineage: Eukaryota; Fungi; Chytridiomycota; Chytridiomycetes; Spizellomycetales; Powellomycetaceae. The transcript is spliced from 2 exons. Gene Ontology annotation, molecular function: structural constituent of ribosome. Gene Ontology annotation, cellular component: mitochondrion; ribosome. Gene Ontology annotation, biological process: translation.